This is a messenger RNA of Triticum turgidum subsp. durum (durum wheat), 621 nucleotides long. The record is from the annotation of a GenBank genome assembly. Lineage: Eukaryota; Viridiplantae; Streptophyta; Magnoliopsida; Poales; Poaceae.
AUGGCUGCAGGUGGAGCUUAUUUUCUUGUUGUUGUUGUUUUCUCCAUGUUGAUCAUGUCUUCCCUGGGGAAUCACAUACCUUUAUGCAGCGACUGCGAGACGCUAUGCCGUACUAACUGCACCGCGGAGGCUGAAACCUACUGCAGCAAUUACUGCAAAGAUUGCCAAGGUUGCACGCGCGGCUACUUCGACGAGUACUGCUAUCCCAAAUGUGUCAACAACUGCAACAACAGCUGCGAGAAGGAAGGCUCUUCCCUGGUGCAUCCGAGCCCUCCACCGAGACCUUUUUGCAGCGACUGCGAGCCACAAUGCCGUACCAACUGCAAUGCAUUGGUUGAAAGCCGCUGCCGUGCUACAUGCAACGACAAGCUCAGCAGUCAUGAGGACUGCUGGCGUGCGGUCUUCCAGGGGUGCACCGCAGACGGUAGCUGCUGCAGUAGCAACGACACAUGCACUUGUGACUGCAACACCGUAGCUCAAGACCGUUGCAUUGGGGUCAGCGACAACGACAACUACACAGAUUGCGAAGCUUGCAAGCGUGACCAGUUCGACCAGUGCUAUUCCACCUGUAAGAACGACUGCAACAACAGCUGCAAGAAGAAAGGGUGCCGCCAUGCCUAG